AGUAACGGGGACCCACACAGAAGGUUAAAGUGACUUCAACAAAACGCGUAUUUAUUAGACGAAGACCGUAGCAAACGUUUGGAGGUUGUGGUGGCAGCUGCAGAGAGGUAUUUUGGUGUUCGAGACUUGACAGCAGAAGAGUUACAAGAUGUGUGAAGUGAUGUCCCAUCCUUUCAGGGUGAUGGCAUGAGCAUCAUGCCAUUCAUCGACCUCCAGGGGAAGUUGGGCAUCAACAUAGACAAAUGGAUGUUGAUCCAGGGUGGAGACCAGCCAUACAAACGGGCACCCCGCUGCCACGCCUUUGAGAAGGAGUGGAUCGAGUGUGCGGAUGGCAUUGGUCAGACCCGUGCCAAGAAGGAAUGCAAGCUUGAGUUUGAGGACUUCUAUGAGUGCAUGCACAGAGAGAAGACGCACAAGAGGCUGUAUGAGAUCCGUAAGCAGCGGGACAAGAUGGUGAAGGAGGGCACCUACCAGACCCCAGCGCACCACACCGGCGCUCAGGCUGAUGACAGGCCUUGACCUUGUUGACCACAAGGUGUCCCCCCCAACUUGUGUAUAAUAAUUGUUAUUCAGAGAUCACUUUAUUGUUCGUGUCCAACCCUUUGCAAGUUAGCAAAUAAAUAUUAUUGACCAUGAA
Messenger RNA from Salmo salar (Atlantic salmon), 637 nucleotides. RefSeq names its product NADH dehydrogenase [ubiquinone] iron-sulfur protein 5. Gene Ontology annotation, cellular component: respiratory chain complex I. NCBI's taxonomy places the organism in Eukaryota, Metazoa, Chordata, Actinopteri, Salmoniformes, Salmonidae. The record is from RefSeq and is a predicted model, not a curated record. Gene Ontology annotation, biological process: mitochondrial respiratory chain complex I assembly.